AUGGGGAAGGCAGGAGCAAGCUCUUGGUUGACUGCAGUUAAAAGGGCUUUCCGGUCCCCAACAAAAGAAACCGAUAAGAGAAGCAGUAGCAGGAGAAGAGAAGAACCCGAACAGGAGGAGGAGGAGGAAAAGAGGAGGGGAAAGCGAAGAUGGAUUUUCAGGAAGCCGUUGGGUCAAGAAACAGUAGUCACUCAGCUUUCUGAGGAAAGAACUAAAACCACUACUGGUGAUAUUACAGCAACAAGUAGUAAUGUUUCUGAAGUAGUUGACGCUGAUCCGCAAAGGCACGCAAUUGCAGUAGCCAUGGCAACUACAGCGGCUGCUCAGGCAGCCGUAGCAUCUGCUCAGGCAGCCGUGGAGGCUGUACGGGUUGCAAGGUCGUCCAUCUUUGUCAGACGCCACCAUGCUGCCACGACUAUUCAAACAGCCUUCAGAGGUUAUCUGGCGAGAAGAGCACUUAGGGCACUUAAAGGGUUAGUAAAGCUGCAGGCAUUAGUGAGAGGUCAUAAUGUCCGCCAGAGAGCGAAAUUUACCCUUCAGUGCAUGCAAGCCCUUGUUCGAGUUCAAAUUCGGCUAUGUGAACAACGAGCUAGGAGGAUUUCUCAACAUGGAAGCACUGAUUCCAGACUAAGUGACUGUGAUUCCUCUAAUAAUAUAUGGGGAUCACAUUUAGUUGACAGCAAGUCCAUUUGUAGAGAUGAUGAAGCACAAACCGUUGACAAGAUUCGAGCUUCUCUUAAGAAAAAGAAGGAAGUUGCCUGGAAACGUGAAGAAGCUCUGGUUGAUGCUUUCUCUCAACAGAUAUGGAGAACUCGCGGGGAGCCCAGCGCGAGUGAGGGAGAGGCUGAGGAAGUCUCUAGAUGGUCUGAUCCAUGGACAGGAAGAAGAAGAAGCUUGAACAGAGAGAGUACAGGUAGAGCUUCGUGUGAUCAAAGAGACCCUAUUAAAAUAGUUGAAAUAGACACAUUUAGACCCUACUCCAAUGCCACGAGGUCAUCAUCUUGUGGGUAUAAGCCUCAGUUCAAUUCUUCACUUAGAAGCCAUACCCUUCCUUUGUCUUCACCGGUGCAUAAAGCCCAGUGUGAAGCCUCAUCACCAAGAAAGACGAAGCAGCAUCUUCAGGUGCAUUCAGCUAGUGGUCCUCGUUGCACCACCAAGUCCAUAUAUUCAAUGCAUGAUGGUUCAGUGCCUAACUAUAUGGCUGCCACUGCUUCUGCCAAGGCUCGACUUCGCUCAUUGAGUGCACCCAGGCAGAGGACUUCAAGCCCACAAAAGCAGCAACACUAUAAAGCUCAAAUAUUUGAUUAAAAUAGUAUUUCUUUGUCCAACAUUG
Messenger RNA from Neltuma alba, 1333 nucleotides. Its product is annotated as protein IQ-DOMAIN 14. Gene Ontology annotation, molecular function: protein binding. The coding region runs from base 1 to 1308 and encodes 435 amino acids. Lineage: Eukaryota; Viridiplantae; Streptophyta; Magnoliopsida; Fabales; Fabaceae. The transcript has 5 exons. The record is from RefSeq and is a predicted model, not a curated record.